Prunus armeniaca (apricot) is the source of this 3429-nucleotide messenger RNA. The record is from the annotation of a GenBank genome assembly. Lineage: Eukaryota; Viridiplantae; Streptophyta; Magnoliopsida; Rosales; Rosaceae.
AUGGAGCUUCAACAUUUCAGUCACAAGCAUCCCUUGACGUACAAGGAAGAGCAGAAGAAAGAAGAUGGUCGACUAGUUUUUUGCAAUGCAUGCGGGGAUCCUGUGCUUGGCCCUAGCUACACUUGCAACAAGUAUCCUCCUGGCUUCACUCUCCAUAAAUCAUGUGCCGAGCUACCCCGUGAGAUCAAACACCCUUUGCACCGCAAACACCCACUUGUUCUCCUCACACCUACAAAAUACACUUGUGCUGCCUGUGACCAACGUUACAAAGCCAGCUUGGCUUAUAAUUGUUCCUUAUGCCACUUCAACCUUGACCUCAAAUGUUCUUCCAAUUGGCAAAACAUUAUUGAAAAUGAUCGUCACGAGCACACAUUCACCAUCUUUCGGAAGCGAAUAAAAUUCAAUUGUGAUGCUUGUGGAUCAUAUGGGAAUGGUAUCCCUUACUUUUGCAGCAUCUGCCAGCUCCUAGUCCACAAGAGGUGCACUCCUUCGUUACCACGCGACAUCAAAAUAACCGGGCACCAACACUCUCUCAUGCUCACAUGGUCCCUUGAAGAAAUUCGCCAAAGCAACCCAUUUUGCAAAGUAUGCUAUACGAGCAUGAAAAAGCAUCGUGCCUUUUAUUCUUGUCAAUGCUGCGGUUACGUUGCCCACACUAAAUGUGCAACACAUGAGAGCUUCCGGGAUGUUACAACCACUGACAUUGUUGAGGAUCAGUCUAAAAAUAUGAUACUUGGAGCAUCCCAGCAGAUCAACAUGGUGGAGUACCAAAGAGAAUUAGCUGAACAUCAAAUCAAACACUUUAGUCAUCAACAUCUCUUAGCCCUGAAUGAUGAGGUUAAAGAUGAAGACGAUAAAUCCCGUACUUGCGAUGGUUGCAUCGGGCCCAUCACUAACGCAUAUUAUAGUUGUACAGAACAUGAACGUUGCCAUUUCUUCCUCCACAAAACAUGUGCUCAAUUACCUACAAAGCGGCUUCACCCGCUUCACCCACUUCCUCUUACACUGCUCCCAUGGGCUCCUUCUACUGACCGUGUGUUCUGGUGUUACUUGUGCAGGAACCUUUGCCAAGGCUUUGCAUACUACUGUAGCAAAUUCGACUUAUACUUUGACCUUGAGUGCAUUUCGCUUUCAGAGUCCCUUACACAUGAGUUUUAUAAAGAUCGCCUCUUUUUCAACAGAAGCUGGGAGAAGCACUACAACCGUUGCUAUGGUUGUAAUACAUAUAUUGAAGAAACUUUUGCUCGCUUCAGUUCUCUGACAAAUAAUGGCUAUCAUAUCUUCAAUUUUUGUAUUCAAUGUGUUAAGGUACCUUUGACUGCUAAGCACAGAUACGACGAUCAUCCUCUCAAACUCACCUCUAAAGGAGAUGGUUAUUGUGAAAUAUGCGAAGGAAAACGAUAUAAACGAGAAUGGUUGUACUCGUGCGAGGAUUGUGACUUUGAUUGCCAUACUUAUUGCAUUCUGGGGAGGUAUCCCCAAGUCAAGUUAGGGAGUACUUUCAAGAUUAGUGCUCACCCACACCUAGUCACCCUCAUCGAUAAGAGAAAGAGCGUCAUUCCUUUUGAUAAGAGAAGUAGCAUUCUUCCUUGUCAAUUGUGCGGUGGACCUUGCGAAGGAUUGGUCUUUGAAUGCUCUGAGUGUCAUGUAAAUAUCCACCGAUCAGAAUUAUAUUGUAGAGGGAGAGAAAAUGAGCUUAACAAAUUGCAGCGUCCCUGCAUAUUCACGGAACUGCAACCUAAUCAAUAUGGUCGACUGGUUUUUUGCGAAAUGUGCGGUGACCCGGUCGUUGGCCCUGGCUAUAAUGGAAACAAAGAUCCUCCCAACCUCACUCUCCAUAAAUCAUGUGCAAAGCUACCCCGUGAGAUUCAACAUCCAAUGCAUCGGAAGCACCCGCUUAUUCUUCGCAAACUUAGAUACUACUCGAUGACUAAGUGUGAUGCAUGUUCCCAACGCUGUAGAGACAACCAUACUUACACUUGUUCCCAAUGUGACUUCAACCUCGACCUCAAAUGUGCUUCCAAUUGGCGGAACAUUGGAAAUUAUGACUGCCAUGACCACCAAUUCACCGUCCUUCGGAAGCGAAUGAAAUUCACUUGCGAUGCAUGUAACAAACAUGGGAAUGGCGUCGCCUAUCUCUGCAGCAUCUGCCAGCUUUUGGUCCAUGAGGAAUGCACUUCGUUACCACGCCAGAUCAAAAUAACUGCGGACCAACACCCUCUCGUGCUCAAGUGGUCCUUUGGGGUGGUUCAGCCCCGGAAUCAAUUCUGCAGAGUCUGCCACAAACCCAUGAAGAAAGAAAGAGCUGUAUAUUCUUGUCAACAUUGCAGCUGCAUUGCUCAUAAUAGAUGUGUAAUGAAGGAGGACGUUCGAGAUGAAAUAAUUGCGCUGGAGAAAGAAAGGCAUGGCCAUACAACUACCAAAAUCGUUGACGAUGAGUCCAAAGCUACGAUGCUUGGUGAGGCCCGGCAGGGCGACGACGGGAUAGAAUUAGCUGCACAAAUCAAACACUUUAGUCAUAAUCAUUUGUUGGUCCUGAGAGAUAAAGUGCAAAAAGAUGAUAGAAUUACUUGUGACGGUUGCAUCGAACCUAUCACAGAUGCCUUUUAUAGCUGUAUAAAACAAGAAGAAGAUGAUUGUCAUUUCUUUCUCCACAAGACAUGUGCUCAAUUACCAACGGAGAGGCUUCACCCAUUUCACCCACACUUGCUCAAACUCCUCCCAAAGGCACCGUCUAUGGAUGGCAUGUUCGAGUGCCAUGCAUGCAGCAGCUUCAGUCACGGCUUCCUCUACAGCUGUGAAAGAUGCCAGUUCUACCUUGACCUCCAAUGCAAUACUCUUUCCAACUCUCUUACACAUCCGGCUCAUAGACACCCCCUCACCUUCAACACAAUGGAUGACAAGGGACAGUCCUACAUAUCGUCAAUCCGAGGCAUAUUAAGGAGGAGCAACCCUUCUUGUCGAGGUUGUGGUAAUUAUAGUCAACCAGCUGUCCGCUUCAGUUGUGUCAACUGCAAUUUUCAUCUGUGUAUCGAAUGCAUUCAACUACCUCUUACUGCAAGUCACAGGUACGACAAUCAUCCUCUCAAGCUCACCCAUCGUCGGGUUAAAUAUGAACUGGGAGAAUGUUAUUGUCAAAUAUGCGAAGGAGAACGAGACUCAACACAUUGGUUUUAUUGCUGCAAAGAUUGUGACUUCGAUUGUCAUCCUCAUUGCGUUGUUGGGAGGUAUCGCCAUGUCAAGUUAGGGAGCACUUACAAGCAUGCUCACCAACACCUUGUCACCCUUGUUGAGAAGAAAAAGAGUGCCAUUCCUUUUGAUAAGAGAGAUAACAUUCUUCCUUGUGAGGCAUGUGGUAAACCUUGUGAAGGAUUGGUGUUUGAGUGUUCUCAGUGUAAUAUCAAUAUCCACCGAAUAGGAUACUGUUAA